ACCAAUACAAAAGAAGCUAAAUAUGCCAACCAAACCAGACCAAGUAACUAACCAUACAGAAUCUAAGCUGGAACAGAACAUGAAUAGCAUGUCUUCUUUUUCCUGUCUCCGGGAAUUUCAGUGCUUUUCCAGCUAGUUUCUGAAGCUCUUUAUAAUCCAACAACUGAAGAAGAAGAAGAAAUUCUGGUACUGAAAAUGGGCGUGGACUAUAGCUGCUGCACUACAGGAUUUUUCACCCGAAUUGGGAUAGUCGUUUUCUUGGUGUUGUUUGCCGGGUUGAUGUCUGGCCUCACCCUUGGCCUCAUGUCCAUGAGCCUCGUUGAGAUUGAAGUUCUUGCCAAAUCUGGAAAGCCAAGGGACCGUAAACAUGCUGCAAAGAUACUGCCAGUCGUUAGAAGACAACACUUGCUGCUUUGCACUUUAUUGAUCUGUAAUGCUGUAGCCAUGGAGGCACUUCCUAUAUUUUUGGAUAGUUUAGUGACAGCUUGGGGUGCUAUUUUGAUUUCGGUCACUUUGAUCUUAUUAUUCGGUGAGAUUAUUCCCCAAGCUGUUUGUUCUAGAUAUGGUUUGGCAAUUGGUGCAACAGUGGCUCCAUUUGUGAGGAUUCUUGUUUGGAUUUGCUUUCCUGUUGCAUAUCCUAUAAGCAAGCUAUUAGACCUUUCACUGGGAGAGAAACAUAAAGCACUUUUCCGUAGAGCUGAACUCAAAACACUUGUGGAUUUUCAUGGCAACGAGGCUGGAAAAGGAGGAGAGCUAACACUAGACGAAACAACCAUAAUAGGAGGAGCAUUGCAACUCACAGAGAAGGCCGCGAGAGAUGCAAUGACUCCAAUUUCUGAAACUUUUGCCAUCGAUAUUCAUGAUAAUCUCGACAGCAACUUGAUCAAGUUAAUUCUGGAGAAGGGGCAUAGCAGAGUGCCUGUGUUUUAUGAACACCCUGCAAAUAUUAUCGGCCUUGUAUUGGUGAAGAAUUUAUUAACGAUGCAUUCACCAGAUGGGGUGCCAAUUAAGAACUUCCCGAUUCGAAAAAUUCCAAGGGUACCAGAAACAAUGCCAUUGUAUGACAUACUAAAUGAUUUCCAGAAAGGUCAUAGUCAUAUGGCCGUUGUUGUAAGAGAAAAGGAAGAUCCAGAGAAGUCCAUUAGCAGAAAUCAACUUGAGGCUAGAGAUGUGAAAGUGGACAUGGAUGGUGAAAAUCAACCACAGGAAAAAGGUCUAAAAAGCAAAAGAUCACUGAAAAUGUUAAAUACAUUUGUCGAUCGCAGUAAUUCUUAUCGGAGGUUCUCUGGAAGUAAGAAAUGGUCCAAAGACUUCAACUCAGAAAUCCUGCAGAUUGCUGAUGACCUGCUGCCAAAGCUCUCUGAAGAGGGGGAAGCAAUUGGCAUCAUAACACUUGAAGAUGUCAUUGAAGAGCUUUUACAGGAGGAAAUCUAUGAUGAGACAGAUCAUCGUACUUAGAGAUUGUUAGCUAAAAGCCAACAUGAAGGAACUCUUCAAGCAGAAUCAUAUAACCCUGCAAAUAUUGCUAAAGAGUAAACUGAAAAGUGAAAUCUGGAGAACCGAAUAGGCUUUUGUCAUCAUGAAUUUUCAUCCUAUAUAGAAACUGUACAAUGAAGGAAGAAAUUCCAAGUAGAAAAGGUUUUCCACAUUGAAGAAAAAGUAGUAAUUCUCAAGAACCUGAAGUGAAAAGUGAAUUCUCACUUAAAAGCCAUGUAAGAGCAUUGAACUUGGCAUAUAACUUUUGCUCUGUUUGAAAUUGAUCUGAGUGCUUUUUGAACGAAGCUGAUAUAAAAUUUGAAA
Messenger RNA from Momordica charantia (bitter melon), 1800 nucleotides. Its product is annotated as DUF21 domain-containing protein At2g14520. Gene Ontology annotation, cellular component: cytoplasm. Gene Ontology annotation, biological process: magnesium ion homeostasis; intracellular manganese ion homeostasis. The record is from RefSeq and is a predicted model, not a curated record. Lineage: Eukaryota; Viridiplantae; Streptophyta; Magnoliopsida; Cucurbitales; Cucurbitaceae.